Caenorhabditis elegans is the source of this 678-nucleotide messenger RNA. It is a transcript of the gene F22E5.11, whose product is annotated as BTB domain-containing protein. The record is from RefSeq and is marked reviewed. Gene Ontology annotation, biological process: protein homooligomerization. Bases 1 to 678 code for a protein of 225 amino acids. Lineage: Eukaryota; Metazoa; Nematoda; Chromadorea; Rhabditida; Rhabditidae. The transcript has 4 exons.
AUGUUCGAAGAAAAAAUUGUCAAUUUGAAUGUGGGUGGCAAGCCCUUUGCUACUUUAAAGACUACCUUGCAAAAAUUCGAAGGAAAUCUGAAAGAACUGCCUGAAAUUCAAGGAGAGAGUUUGCCUACGGCUCGAAUUUUCAUCGAUCGUCCUUACAAACACUUUGAGACCAUUCUCAACUUUUUGCGAGAUGGAGACGUGAUUCUUCCCGAAUCUAUGGAGAGCCUCAAAGAACUUCUCCAUGAAGCGAUCCUCUAUAAGUUGUCAGGGUUGAGUGAAAAAUGUCAAGAGGCGAUUGCAAGAUUGGGUAGAGAGCCAAUUCCUGUACUUCCGUCUAAAAUCGAGAAAACUGCAACACCACCAACUAUUGGAGAUCCUGUAACAAGCUCAUCAGACAGCACAGAGUCACCUCUGAUCCCUGAACAGCCUGACAACAACGAGAUUCAAAAAAGCUGGAUACGCGAAAAGAUAAUGAACAUAGUUAAUACUACGUUCAACUUGAUUUCGAAAUGCCGAGAGUUUCUCGAGGCGGUGGAAGAUGUACUUCGCUUUGUGGAAGGAAACAUUGACCCGAUAUCUUCAACUGCUGGCAACAUCAUCCGACUCCUUCAAUUGGUUGGACAGCUUCGCAUCUUUCAAGACUACUUGGGACGUUUUUCACAUUUUAAUUUUCCUUGA